Molecule: messenger RNA, 1453 nt
Organism: Strigops habroptila (Kakapo)
Lineage: Eukaryota; Metazoa; Chordata; Aves; Psittaciformes; Psittacidae
Gene: SWI5
Product: SWI5 homologous recombination repair protein
Exons: 6
Coding region: 1-789 (262 amino acids)
Biological process (GO): double-strand break repair via homologous recombination
Cellular component (GO): Swi5-Sfr1 complex; Swi5-Swi2 complex
Source: RefSeq, a predicted model, not a curated record
AUGUCCGCCCCGCGCCCGGGCCACGUCAGCCGCGGCGGGGAGCGGCGGAGGCGGCCGCCAGGCUCCGCCCCGGCCCGGCCCGAGCUGCCGCCGGAGCGGCCUCACCGGAGCUCGCCCAUGGGGCCGGUGUGCGGCACCCCGCGCUGCUCCGCGGGGUGUGUGUGUGACACCGUGCCCGGCUCCCCGGUGUGUGUGCGUGACACCCGGCUCCCGGUGUGUGACACCCGGCCCCGCUCCCCCGUGACGCCCCGCGUUCCUGCGUUGACUCAGUCGCCCAGGCAUGCCCCGCGGCGGGACUACAGCUCCCGGCAUGCCCCGCGGCGGCGGCGGGACUACAGCUCCCGGCAUGCCCCGUGGCGCACGGCGCCGGUGCGGCGGGAGGCGGCAGCCGUGGCCGAGCGGGUGUCACCGGGCGUGGGCCGCAGCCCGGCCCCGCCGCCGCGGGCUCCGCUGAGGAGGGCCUCCGGUGGCGGCCGGCGGAGCGGCGCGGCCGGCUUCAAGUCACCGAUCCCAUCUCCAAGGUCCUGCCAACCUCAUGGAGCCAACGAAGAAUCCCUCCAAUAUGAGAUUGAAGAGCUGAAACAAAAAGACCUUGCUCUGGACCAGGAAAUUGCACAAUUACUGUCCGAAGGCUACAGCCUGGAGGAACUGGAGAAGCACAUCUCUCUGCUCCACGAGUAUAAUGACAUCAAAGAUGCCGGGCAGAUGCUGCUGGGCAAACUGGCUGUUAUCCGAGGGGUUACCACAAAGCAGCUCUACCCUGAGUAUGAUCUGGAGCUUAGUGACUAGUAUUGAACAUCAAGACUGCCACGUCCUGCAAAAAUGACUGUUACUGGGCUUGUUAUGCUUUGGUGUUGUGUUGGUUUAGAACUGAUAUAAUGUGGCCUUGGAAGUAUGUGUGUAGAGUUGCAACAGAACAUGGGUUAACAGCCUUAUUUCCAAGAAGCUUUGAACGUGAAAGUUGUUGAAUCUAUCAGCUGUGUCCUGCUUGUGGGAGAGGGAUGUAGGACUUUGGAUUACUUGUCUACUACCUGAUCAACAGUAUUUCUUUAUGGGAAAGGUUGUAAUUCCGGUUGGUUGAUGUUAAGAUUCUUCCCGUGGAGCCUUUGCUUCUUUACAGCAUCCAGCAGCUAUUUGGUUACUGAAUGGAUAGAGGAAGUGAGGGCAUACAGAUGUGCAAUGUAAUAGUUGCUUUGAAAGACAAGAAAAAGCCCUCAGAAGUAGGAAGGAGGCUGAUGUAGGGCUCUGGGGGUUUGGUUUAUGAUCAAAUCUGGGUAACUCUGGGUGCUCUGCAUUAUUUACUUAUCCACUCUGGUAUCUAGAGGUUCUGUAUCAUUUCUGUAGCAAAUGGCAAAAUGUGAAGUUGUGUUGAACUGUCUGAAUAAAGCAGCUAUCACAUUCCUCAGUAAUUCACUGUAAAAGCCUAUAAACCAUUGCCUGAACUGGGAACAAA